AUGUCGAGCUCCAGCUAUCCAGCAGUGGCGGUGCCUGCGGGGGUGACAAGGGCCGAAAUCCUGGCGUUUCGUGAAGCGCUAUCGGCGCCCGUUCGCGAGCGAUCGUGGCUGUUGGUUCUUACUUCGGCUCUUGCAUCCUCCCACCACGGGCCCGAAACCAUCACGACGCUCUACGAACUUGCGCUUUCGGAAAGCACGGCCGACAAGGCGGCGGCGCAAAGCAUCCAGCGCCGCAUUCAGGAGACGCUCGUCAAGGGCAGUGUGAUCUUUGGCAUCCCCCCCGCCCUCGACACGGUGUUUGAACUGCUGGCGCACAUUCGAUCCACCAACCCUUCAUAUCUGCUGACGAAGGACGACUUUACGAGGUCGCAUCUGCUGGAUCAACCCAUCUCCGCCCUGAGGGGGAAAGCCGAGGAGGCAUUGAAAAGGGUAUACCGCCAUAAUUUGGACGACAUCCUAGACGUCAAGAUGAACGACAACAUGCAGGAUAUCAAGUUUUUGACGCUCGACGUCAACUACGGACUUAAUCUCGCUCAGCAGGGCGUGAUCGAUUGGAGAGAUACCGAGCUGGUGGUGCUCGCCGCGCUCGUCACGCAGAAUUGCCGCGCAGAGGUGCUCUGGCACAUGCGAGGGGCUAUGCGUGCAGGCUGGUCAGAGCAGGAUGUCCAGUCUGUAAGACAGGUCGCCAUCGAUAUUGCGAAGCGUCUCGGCAUGCGCACCGAUAAGGUACCAGCGCUCGCGGCUGUCAGCGAAGACUCUAAUGACUAG
Moesziomyces antarcticus is the source of this 768-nucleotide messenger RNA. Its product is annotated as carboxymuconolactone decarboxylase protein. The record is from RefSeq and is a predicted model, not a curated record. NCBI's taxonomy places the organism in Eukaryota, Fungi, Basidiomycota, Ustilaginomycetes, Ustilaginales, Ustilaginaceae. The transcript has a single exon. The coding region runs from base 1 to 768 and encodes 255 amino acids. Gene Ontology annotation, molecular function: peroxiredoxin activity.